AUGACAGAAAGACCUCUCUCGAUCACAACGCAGGUCGCGACUCCGAUCCAGACUACCUUUAAUUCCGCUGCUUCAAACUCUGCCAAUGAUGCGCUCCUCGUCACCGAGUCUAUGGACGAGGAGCCCUACACAAUCAAAUGCAUUUGCGACUAUCCUGACGAUGAUGGAAAUACAAUAUAUUGCGAGACAUGCGAUACCUGGCAGCACAUCGAAUGUUUCUAUCCUGGCCGAGUCGCCGAUGCUUCGAAAGCGGAAUUCGACCACUCUUGUGCAGAUUGCAAACCGCGACCCCUAGACAGGCGGCAUGCGACCGAGCGACAACGGCAUCAUCGACAGAACAAAGCAAGCAACGAUAGUAGCGACAAGAAAACCAAGCGGCCACCUUCAAAGAGUCAUAAGAAGAAGUCGAAGCCUGCGGAGCUACAGAUCAACGGAUUCCACGAUCUCGAUGGUCACAGAAACGGCAGUCCUCAAGAGCAUCCACCCCAUACGAAGAAAAAAGGCCACCGGUCGACUCAAUCUAUCAACUCGCAACACAAACGCAGCCCACCCAUCAAUUCACGCCCAAAUAUACAUGCUCAUCCUCCCAGUCCAGCCCACACACCACCGGACCUCCCCAUUGACCUUCAAGUGCACUCCUAUUCGGACAGCUUCCUCAGACUCUACGACGAUGAUGCCGACGUCCAACUAAGGCCCACAAACUCAUUUGCGAGCCUUUCAGUAACGAAUUCCAUGUCAGCCUGGCUUCGCGAUCCGCAAAUUCUACACAACGACACAGGCAUUGCGAACCCAGAGGACCAUUUCCAACAGCUGAAGAUCCCAGUCGACACAUUGAAAUGGCCCGAACUAGUCAUCAAGACGAUGAACACUACGAUCAGCGACAUACCUCUUUCGUGGCGGACCUUAAUCACACCGACAGCUCUUUCUCAGUCCGGCCGUAUUGGAGAAUUGAACGGCAUCGUAGGUUUUCAGAAGGAUUAUUGCGAGGAUGCUGAGAACCAGUGGUCCGACAUGGCUCACUCAAGGCCCUUCAUCUUCUUCCAUCCCCGCUUACCUCUCUGCAUUGACACCCGCACUGAAGGAUCUAUCUGCCGUUACGUGCGCCGCAGCUGUCGGGCGAAUACAUCCAUAGAAACCUUCAUUGCUUCAAGGUCUGCGUAUCACUUUUGGCUGGUAAGCGAACGACCGCUUGCUGCCAAUGAACAAAUCACCCUUCCUUGGGACUUCCGGUUCCCAGCAAAUUUACGGUCGCGGUACCUACAUCAGCUGAACCUGGGAGAUGAAGACGGGACACCCUUCGAUGGUGGAAGCAUCAAUGAAGAAGAGUACAACCAGCUUUCCCAGAUGGUCCAUAACGUUCUUUCAGAUCAUGGAGGUUGUGCAUGUGAUCUCGGCAACGACUGUGCGUUUGCUCGAUUCCAUCGAAACUACCACGGGAGAUCCCAUGUUCAAUUGAAUGGAGUGAAAUCGAAGAAGGGUCGCAGACCGAAGCAAAAUCAUGUCUCUCCAACAAGUACGGGUUAUGCUACAAAUAGUCGAGCUGCUAGUGAAGGUGAACCAGAUCCUUGUGAUGAGGAUGACAAUCGCUCGGUUUCUGGAUCAAGUCGAGGCAAACCUCACAGCCGAGAUCUAACACCUAACGGAGUUGGGGAGUCCAACGGCAUUUUGACUGGACAGACGGAGCGCGAAAAGAGGAAGAUCCAAAUGACCGAAGAGUCAUUCAAGAAAAUGGAACAGCCCCAAAAACGGCAGAGGAACUCAAUGGGGAAAUCGACCACACCUCAACCAGCUCCGAAAUCCAAGCAGCGGUCUAAAGCUCCUCGAAUGUCAAUCUCCCAAUCAAACGGUCGCUCGAAGCAAUACGUGGAUGCAAGUACUUCGGGUCGAAAGUCCGGGUCGCCCUUCAGUGCUGUGUCACCCACAGCUGUUCCAACAGAUAUUCAUGUUCCGCGGACUGGAUCAGUGCCAUACCAAUCACGGCAGGGCUCGAUCAUUCCUAAGGGUGCAUACGCCGACUCUUCAACACAAACCGACGAUCCCGACAACUCUUGGUGGAAACAACCGACAGUGAAGCCCAAGAGAACGAUUGUGCCACUUGCGAAGCGUCUCCUCAAGAAUCGCCAGAGGAUACAAUCUCAACAACUGUCUGGGAUAAGUGAUCAACCUGAAUCGACGCAUUCUACCGAAGACUUGAAUGUGAACGGUCAGGCAUCUCCUGUAGUAGCGAUGGAGUUAGAUCUGCCAGUUCGAUAUAGUACAGAAUCACCCGUCGAGGUUAAGGGGAGAAACGCAAGCAUCGCUUCUUCAACGCCAUCCGUGGAGCUCUCGGGAGAUGUACCCAUGAGCGAUUUGCCCGCUAUAUUGAUUGGUAAUUCAAUAAAGCCUCCUCCACCACCAUGGCCGGGUAAUUCGAACAAUGGGCCACAUCCCCCAGGGCCAAGGUCGCCUGAAUUACGGGUUCAGAUGCCUCCUACUCCUACUUUCACAACCCCGAAUAUGUCAGGGCCGCUAUCUGGUUCUAUCACCCCGUCUUCGGCAGCGGGGUCCAUAGCACAGUCUCCUUUUGGGACCGUGCACUUCCCCGGUACAUUUGUUCCGGCUGUCAACGGCAUCGUUCAACAUCCUAGUCCGGCCAAGCCGACAAAGAAGAUGAGCUUGAGCGAUUAUAAGGCUGCCAGGAUGAAGAAGAACGACCAUUCGCACACGAGCAACAACAGCGGAGGAAGCAGUCCGACAAUCGCUCCAGCUGUCCUGAAGCCUUCGCUAUCGACGAUCGACGAAGCUAAGGCACCGGGAUUAUUAGAAGGCUCGGCGAUCGUUGACACACCUAUAGUUGAGAAAUCUUUGGAUCCAAUGUCUUCAGCCCCCAUCUCUACUCCAGAUCUUGCUGCCAGGUCUACUUUGCCAUCAGAACGAAUGAAUGGUACUUUGUAA
This is a messenger RNA of Lachnellula hyalina, 2934 nucleotides long. It is a transcript of the gene set3, whose product is annotated as SET domain-containing protein. The coding region runs from base 1 to 2934 and encodes 977 amino acids. The transcript has a single exon. Lineage: Eukaryota; Fungi; Ascomycota; Leotiomycetes; Helotiales; Lachnaceae. The record is from RefSeq and is a predicted model, not a curated record.